CGUGGUCGUGGACAAGCGUGUCAACGACAGAACCUUCAUCUAUCUCUAGGAGCAAGCCACCGCUCACGGCAUCACUCCUUGAAACUUGGCGUCAGCUGGCAUAACACGAGGACACCAUGUCCAGCGGCAAAGUGGAACUCCUGGGCGACAAUGUGGAAAUCCUUGACUACGAACCCGAGGGCGAGGCUCCCACCGCAGAGCAGUUUCCAGCGGCGGGUGCAGAAGACGAGAGCCCCCCCAUGUCCAUGGUGUUUGUUCACCGUCGAUGAUUUGCUGGACGACAUCGCCACAGCAGAUCCGGCGGAACUAGAGCGGGCCUACAACACCGGACGUGUCUCUCUGGAGGAUAUCGUAGAAGCGGCCCAUCUGUCGUCCGAUUCCCCCCUUUUCGUUCCUCCUUUCUCGCUCCCGCCGGAAGACAGAUUAAUCCUCUUGCCCCACGACGAGUUUAUGGCGUACCAAAGGUUGAACGAGAUGUGGUGCGACGGUCUUGCCGGGAAGAUAGCAGAGGCGGAGGCGCGAGAGCAGGCGAAGCGCGAGGACGCGGAGCGCUUGGCGCAACGGGAGGCUGCUCUGGCCGCUGCGGCGAGGAAGCAGGAGGAGGAGGGUGAGGCUGUUCGGGCUGCUGCGGCGAGGAAGCAGGAGGAGGAACGUGAGGCUGCUCUGGCUGCUGCGGCGAGGAAGCAGGAGGAGGAGCG
Messenger RNA from Ectocarpus sp. CCAP 1310/34, 698 nucleotides. The record is from the annotation of a GenBank genome assembly. Lineage: Eukaryota; Phaeophyceae; Ectocarpales; Ectocarpaceae.